GCAGAGCACGUUAGGAGAAGGAGGGAGAGGUGGGAAGGUAGAGGCUGGCAGACCGAGAGAUGCGGCUCCACAGAGAGAGGAUCCGCGAGGCUGCACCCUCCUCGUCCGUUCGUCGGGGACCGCGAGGUGCUGCGGAGCAGGGAUGAACAGAUCCACAUCAGGAGGGUUUCACCUUGAGCCGGAGUCAAAGAGUACCUCGCUGGACCUUUAGGACUACAACUAACUCUGAUCUGAUCACCUGCCAAAAUAAAAGGAGCUUCAGCUUCAGCAGGUCCUGGACUGCGGCCAACUUUACUCCAGCAGGUCUGUGUGGACAGACGAAUCCCCAGUCGGGAGGACAGACCUCGGGACUCUCACAGCUGUUUCCUAAACGUGGAUCUGUGACAUCCACCGGUCACGCUGGAGUCCCGCAAAGCCAAGCAGGUCCUGCAGCUCGGGAGCCCCGGGGCUGGCCUGACCUUGGACCAGCUGUCACCCCAGCCCCACCUGGCGCCGGCAGAGGCGUCCGGCAUGCCUCCGACCAGGGGACGGUGCCACAACAAGAAGGCUGGCAUCCGGGCCGCCGUGAUCCUGAUCGGACUCCUGCACAAGUCUCGCAAAGCCAAGGAGAAGGAAAGAGAGAGGGAGGAGAGUGAAGGGAAACAGGAGCUGCUGAACAUCUCCAACGUCCCACUGGGAGAAUGUCCCCCCUCACCACCCCGCACUGCACCACCCAGCAUGAAGUCUGCAGAAUUCUUCGAUAUGCUGGAAAAGAUGCAGGUCCCUAAAGCUGAAGACACCAAAAAAUGGAAGGAUGAUUAUAUCCCCUACCCACGGAUAGAAGAUGUCCUGGAGAAAGGUGGUCCGUAUCCCCAGGUAAUACUGCCCCAGUUUGGAGGUUACUGGAUCGAAGAUGCAGAGGCACCAGCAGGAACCCCUUCCUCCUCAGAGUCCAGUUUCUGUGAAGAGGAGGAAGGUGAUGAGGGCAUGAGUCCCGGUGGGGCACACAGCUACCGCCUGGAGUGUAACAGCACAGCUCGAGCCUACCGCAAACACUUCCUAGGAAAGGAGCACCUGAACUACUACUGCACGGGCAGCAGCAUCGGCAACCUCAUCAUGUCUCUGAAACACGAGGAGGCUGAAGGCCAGGAGUUCCUGCGCAUCAUGCUCAGAUCAAGAGCCAAAACAGUUCAUGACAGAAUCUCUUUAACUGGCCUCAGUCAGUUGCCCAGUGUGCCUCAGAUUGCAAAGCUUCUGUGUGAUGACGCCACGGGGCUGAAGUUCAACCCAGUCCUGUACCCUCGGGGUUCCCAGCUGAUAGUGGCUUAUGAUGAACAUGAGGUGAACAACACGUUCAAAUUUGGAGUCGUCUAUCAAAAGUUUGGACAGACAUCUGAGGAAGAGUUAUUCGGGAACGACGAGGAGACGCCUGCUUUUAAGGAGUUUCUCAGCGUCUUGGGGGAUACUAUCGAACUUCACGAUUUUAAAGGGUUCCGCGGUGGACUGGACGUGUCUCAUGGACAGACAGGSUCUGAAUCAGUCUACACUGUCUUCAGACACAGAGAGAUUAUGUUUCACGUGUCAACGAAGCUCCCCUUCACUGAGGGCGACGUUCAGCAGCUCCAAAGGAAAAGACACAUAGGGAACGACAUUGUGGCGGCGGUCUUCCAGGAAGAGCCCACACCGUUUGUUCCAGACAUGAUCGCCUCCAACUUCCUGCACUCUUACGUCCUGGUGCAGGCUGAGAACCCCUGUACUGAUUACACAACAUACAAGGUGUCGGUUACAGCGAGGGAAGAUGUCCCUCCUUUCGGGCCCCCUCUUCCAAACCCAGCCGUCUUCAAAAAGGGUCCCGAGUUUCGAGAAUUCCUGCUGACUAAGCUGAUCAACGCUGAAAACGCCUGCUACAAAUCUGACAAAUUUGCCAAACUGGAGGGACGCACACGAGCCGCACUGCUGGACAACCUCCACGACGAACUGCACCGGCAGAGCCAGGCCGUGCUGGGCCUYGGGUCGUUGGGGGACGAGGACAAGCUGGAGAACGGGGGACACGGGGGACUGCUGGAAUCGUUCAAGAGAGCCAUGCGGGUCAGGAGCCAUUCUAUGGAGACCAUGGUGGGGUCCCACCGUCACCGGAGCCCUGGGGUGGGAGGUGGGGUCCCAGCCAGCCUCAGUGGUGGAGGACUGCCUCAGAGCACGAGUGAAUGCACCAAAAGCACCUUCACUCCUCCUGCUCUCUCAGCCAAGUCUCCUCUGAAGAGUCCAGUGAAGCGGCGCUCCGGCCUCUUCCCUCGUCUCCACUCCAGCACAGAAACCCCAUCAGACAAACACACACGCAGCGGCGACCAAAAGAUAGGAGAAACUUGUUUCCACUCCCAGGAAGUGAGGUCCGAGACGUCGUCCAAUCCCAGCUCACCUGAGAUCUGCCCCAACAAGGAGAGGCCCUUUGUGAAGACGAAGGAGUGCAGCAGCAGCAGCUGCAGGCCGAACAUCUCUCGRUCUUCAUCCAGCACCAGCAGCUUCAGCAGCACCACAGGAGAGACUGAAGCUCUGGAUGAACUGGAGACACUCAGCCAUCCUUUCCUUGCUUCCUCUGCAUUCAGCCCGUCUCUCAGCGUCGACAGCCAGGGGUCCGGUACGCCCGUCAUCAUGUGCCGCAGUCCAACAGAUGGGAAAAGUAAAACGUCACCGAGGUCAAACUUGAAGUUCCGCUUUGACAAAAUGAGCCACUCGUCCACAACGUCUGAGUAACUUUGUGAACUGAAAGCAAAAAAAAGAAGCAGACUUCCACCAUGAAGACAUACGUGAAGGAGCUGAAAAGGCAUCAAAACAAACAUCACAGUCCGCGUAAAACCCCUUAUGAUAGCUAAACACAGAGGAUAAUCUGACACCACACACCUCACAGAUAGUACUGUGAGUGUAAUGCGGGGAGAAUCAGCUAAAGUGUCGACAGUCUUUAGCUGGUAGUGCUGCGUUCUAAUUGGUGUUCUUAUCUCAGCAUGGCUGUCAUACUGUGAGUGCAGGCUGAGCUCUGCUUCCUCCUCAUCCUUGUUUCAUGUAGUUCAAGACUGAACUGUUAGUCUGUACCUAUCCACCUGCCGAGAGGGACACAAACUACCCCUAAAUGGUACGUCUGUAAGCAGUUCCUCUUUUGCUUCAAAACAAAGCAAACACACAAAAAAAUGAAGGCGACAGAGAUAGCCACAAACGCACAAGAACCUAAUGUACAGCAGACUUCCAGCUGCAAAGCCUCGAAGGUGGCAGCGCUGGAAGUCUUUUCUUCUUGACCGUGGAAUCUGAACUUGUUCUUUGUGAAUAGCUUUUCUAGGAAAUGGUUCUGAUUUUGGAGACGCUUUUGUAACCUCGUUAGCUGCUGCGUUGUGUCUACAGCACUGCAAAGACGACAUGCCGCCUCCUAGCACAGCCUUCCCCCCACCCCCCGUAUCUGUAAUCUUGAAGCCGCCCAUGUUAGUGAAGAACUGUUUGCGUGGGGCCCAACGUAGGAGCAACACUGCCAGCACAUUUUGUCACAAGCUUAUUUUAGCCAAAGCUGCGCCUUACAAUCUAUCAAAGGCCUCUCUUUCCUCACGCUCAAGUGUUUGGUCUCUCCGAGCGCCUCUGUAAGAGGAUGAGAGGCUCCUGGAGCUGGUUACAGCACGGUUGUGGGUAGCCGAACAACACCCACAGUAGCUGAAAAAAAAAAAACCCAACAGUUGCACUUACUGAGAAACAUUUCACCUCCCUGUACCUCCCAUUGAAGCUUGCUAACUCGGUGUAUCAGCGCAUUUGUUCUGCGGUGCUUCGGAACAGGGGAGUCUUGUGACGUUAUUGAAGAGCUAACAAAGAAGUGAAACUUUCAACCACCUUAGGCAAAAAGAAAAGUUUUUUUAAUGUGAAUUUGUAUUACUUUUGUUGUACCUUGUGUUUUUAUGCCUUGUUGGUUAUUUUUACAAGGCCUAAAUUGUAAAGCUUGUUUCUCCUAACCAAAAAGGUUGACUAAAAUCUUUAGGUGUUGUUCAGAAAUAAACUGUUUAAA
Messenger RNA from Austrofundulus limnaeus, 4015 nucleotides. It is a transcript of the gene rap1gap2a, whose product is annotated as RAP1 GTPase activating protein 2a. Gene Ontology annotation, cellular component: plasma membrane; cytoplasm. Lineage: Eukaryota; Metazoa; Chordata; Actinopteri; Cyprinodontiformes; Rivulidae. Bases 511 to 2730 code for a protein of 739 amino acids. The record is from RefSeq and is a predicted model, not a curated record. The transcript has 23 exons. Gene Ontology annotation, biological process: regulation of small GTPase mediated signal transduction. Gene Ontology annotation, molecular function: GTPase activator activity.